Pterocles gutturalis (yellow-throated sandgrouse) is the source of this 2959-nucleotide messenger RNA. It is a transcript of the gene TBC1D15, whose product is annotated as TBC1 domain family, member 15. The record is from RefSeq and is a predicted model, not a curated record. Bases 1 to 1971 code for a protein of 656 amino acids. NCBI's taxonomy places the organism in Eukaryota, Metazoa, Chordata, Aves, Pterocliformes, Pteroclidae. Gene Ontology annotation, biological process: activation of GTPase activity. Gene Ontology annotation, molecular function: GTPase activator activity. The transcript has 17 exons.
AUGGAGUGUGAGGUUGUAUAUGAGCAAGAAGGAGUUUUCAUUCAUUCAUCCUGUGGAAAAAAUGAUGACCAGGACAGCUUAAUAUCAGGAGUGCUACGUGUCAUAGAAAAGGAAAAUGAAGUAAUAGUAGACUGGAGACCACUGGAUGAUACUUUGGAUACUUCUAAUAUCCUCUGUGCUGGAAAGGAUUCCAGUUCAGUUGUGGAGUGGACUCAAACUCCUAAAGACAAAUGUUCCCGAGGAGCAGACCGUCCAAGUAGUUAUGAAGCAGAAUGGGACAUGGUCACCACAGUCUCUUUUAAAAAGAAACCUCAUUCAAAUGGAGAUGUUACAAGUCAUGCAAAUGGAGAAAGCAAGUGGUCGUUCCUGUUCAGUUUGACAGAUCUGAAAUCAAUCAAACAAAACAAAGAAAGCAUGGGAUGGUCUUAUUUGGUGUUCUGUCUGAAGGAUGAUGUGAAGCUUCCAGCUCUUCACUUUCAUCAUGGAGACAGCAAACUAUUGAUUAAAUGCCUUGAAAAGCAUGUUGUGCUGAAUGAAUCUCCACAGGAUAAACGGAUUCUUCUUGUGAAUUCUCAGAACAAGUCUCUGUCUCAGUCUUUUGAAAAUCUCUUUGAUGAACCCUCAUAUGGCUUAUUACAAAAAUUGAAGAAAGAUCCAUACACAGUAACAAUGGGAAGAUUUUCCAAAGUCACAAACUAUAUUUUUGACAGUUUUCGUUUAAGUGACACUUCAACUCAAAGGCGACCACCAUCAGAAAUGGCAGACUUUCUCAAUGAUGCUAUUCCAGGGCUAAAGAUAUUUUUUGAAGAACCAGGAUUUGAAGUCAUUACACGAAUUGAUCUAGGAAAACAGCCUGAAGUUAGUAGAAGAGAGCCUGUGUCGACUGAAGAAUGGGCUAAUAAUAUGGAUUCUGAAGGAAGAAUUUUAAAUGUUGACUACAUAAAGCGAUUGAUAUUUAAAGGGGGUCUCUGCCACACUUUAAGAAAAGAGGCAUGGAAAUUUCUUUUGGGGUAUUUUCCUUGGCAUAGCACUAAAGAAGAGAGAGCAAAUCUGCAAAAAAGGAAAACGGAUGAAUAUUUCAGGAUGAAACUACAGUGGAAAUCUGUCAGUGAGGAACAGGAAAAACGUAAUUCAAGAUUAAGAGAUUACCGGAGUCUUAUAGAAAAAGAUGUAAACAGGACAGAUAGAACAAAUAAAUUCUACGAAGGUGAAGACAAUCCAGGAUUGAUUUUACUUCAUGAUAUUUUGAUGACCUAUUGCAUGUAUGACUUUGAUUUAGGUUAUGUCCAGGGGAUGAGCGACUUGCUUUCACCUGUCUUGUAUGUUAUGGAGAAUGAAGUAGAUGCCUUUUGGUGCUUUGUAUCAUACAUGGAUCAAAUGCAUCAGAAUUUUGAAGAACAGAUGCAAGGUAUGAAGACACAACUAAUUCAACUGAGUACUUUGCUUCGUUUACUAGACAGUGGAUUUUGCAGUUAUUUAGAAUCUCAAGACUCAGGCUACCUUUAUUUUUGCUUCCGAUGGCUUCUUAUCAGAUUUAAAAGGGAAUUUAGCUUUCAAGAUAUUCUUCGACUCUGGGAGGUCAUGUGGACAGAAUUGCCUUGCCAGAAUUUUCAUCUUCUCCUUUGUUGUGCUAUCUUAGAAUCUGAAAAACAGCAAAUAAUGGACAAGCACUAUGGCUUUAAUGAAAUAUUAAAGCAUAUCAAUGAACUGUCUAUGAAAAUUGAUGUGGAAUAUAUACUCUGCAAAGCAGAAGCCAUUUCUAUGCAGAUGAUGAAUUGCAAGGAAUUGCCUCAAGCAGUGAGCGAGAUCCUGGGGAUAGAAAGCAGUUUGGUAACACCAGAUUCAGAUACUGGAGAGGAUGAAAGUGGAGCUGUGUUGAGUUGUCCAACAUCAUUAUAUCAGAGUAUCUCAACACCUGUAAUUGCUGCCAAUGGAACAAGAGACAGCACUGAACAGAUGUCUGAGACGUAGAGCCUGACACCUGCAUAAUUACAGCUGGUUAAAUUGAAGAAAGACUUUUACUGAGCACGUUUCUUUCAAGCACUUGAGAGAUGGAUAUUUAAAUUUGGUGUUGAUUAAGCUUUAAGGUUGGAAAGAAAAUCUGUACUGUAAUGCUCUUGCAUUAAAGCUUUACAACAUGACUCAACUAUUUUUGUAGUUUCUUCUACCAAAAUAGCCUUUUCUUUUCAAUAACAUUCCUUAAUAUUUUUGUAGCCAAGUGCAUUUUCUUUUUGCUGGUGAACUGGAAAUGAAUGGUGAUUAAGAAUGAAUUUGAAAAUUCUGCAUUUGCUGAGCUUUCACACGUAUUCAUUUAAGACAGUGUGAGCUCUUUCAUCUGAGCAGAUUCACAAUAGGCCAGCUGAAGCUGCUGUACAAAAUUUUCAAGCUGAAGAGAUGCUGAUGUGUUAAAGGAGGAUUGUUUUGUAAAUGAAUGGGUUUUCCCAUUUCUCAAAUGUUUACAAAAAUACUUCUAAGUAUUUGUUGCUGGUUGAAUGUAGAUUUGAAAUGGACAUUUAUACUUACACAGUUUAAUGUCCAAAUAUAGAAUUUUGUGUAAUUGGGAGUGGAUGAGCAGUAUAUUUUUACAUUAACAUAUCUUCACUUUAUAUAUGCAUAUAUAUAUUUACACACAUGCAUACACUAUAUACACAAAUGUUUGUGAAUACUAAAAAGGAUAGUCCUAUUUUCAAUAUCUGAAUAAACUUGACUGUUCAUUCAUACGAAUCGGUUUGACUAAAUUAAUGCACAGCUCCAACUUGGGCUCUUUUUCAAAACUUUUCUAACUGAAGGUAACUUUGAUGUGAAUACAUUCAGUCCUACACUUGAGGUAAUUUUGCAAUAGAUUUCUUGCCAACUUUACUAAUGCUUAUCUUUGCUAAUAUAUUAACUGAUCAAUUAACUAAUUACACUUUUUUAUGGCAAGAUUAUUUGGAGAAUUAAUAAGCAGGUUAUUUAAAAA